Messenger RNA from Cryptococcus amylolentus CBS 6039, 1107 nucleotides. RefSeq lists its product as hypothetical. Lineage: Eukaryota; Fungi; Basidiomycota; Tremellomycetes; Tremellales; Cryptococcaceae. The record is from RefSeq and is a predicted model, not a curated record. Bases 1 to 1107 code for a protein of 368 amino acids. The transcript has 2 exons.
AUGGAAACCCCGUUCACUCGCCUCCCACCAGAGAUCCUGCUCCUCGUCCUCGACCGUUUCCGGCAGUGCGCAUCUAGGCAUGAUCUUGUCAGCUUGGCUUGUACGAGUGAGGCGGUGUAUCUCGAGACUGUGCCGCUGCUCUACGAUGGUGUGGUGCUUAGGGAGGAUCGGAUUGAGAGGGUUCUGCCCUUGGACGGUUGGGGUGGGGAUGGGCGGGGGAAGGUUUGUCCUCGGGGGUCUUUUGACGUGGCUGCGAUACCUCCAGUACCCUCGAAGAAAGGGUGUGUACCAGACAAAGAGCUGCUCCAAGCUUUUCAGAAAGCAAACGCUCAGAACGCUCUACAUAUCUCAACCCGCCACCUCCUCCCACUCCGAUACACCACCUCCCUCAUCAUCUCCGCCCCCUCCUCUCUCCUGCCCCAUCUUCCAACAUCGCCACGAGGCAGAAUGACCUUCCUCCCGUCUAUGGAGUGGCUCAUCUACCCUCCCUCCCUCGGGCUGUCCACACAAAACCUCAGCUGGUCAGAGACGUAUCUCCAAGCCACCAUCUCUCUCCGCCAGCAUGCCCAGCCAAAGCAUCUGUGUUUCACCCAGGGACCGGGGAAAUGGCAUUUCGGGCUAGAACACUUAUAUCAAUCGUUCGACGACCCUUUGGUCGGUGGAGCGGGACAGGAGGGAGAGGAGGGAGGGGUGACGGUGGAGCAUGUAGUAGGGCAUGGGAUCCGGUUGGCGGGGAUGGGUGUUGUGGGGCUGUUUAGGGCGAGGGUCGUUGAGCUCUUCCUAAAGCCUGAGAGAGGGGUAUCAGUAGAGAAGGGUGGGGAGGAAGGGGAGGAGCAUACGGAGGGGAUCGUCAAGUUUGUGGAAGAGAUGUUGUCGGAUAAGAGUGGUCUCCAGCCAUCUUCACGUCCCACAAUCUCCCAAACCAUCCGCUUCCUGCAGUUCCACAACACCCAAACCACGCUAGGCCGUAUCGUCCAAUGGCUCGGAGAGGAUAGAAAGGUGAAGAGGUCGUUUAACGAGUGGGUGGCAGGAGGUGGAGAGUUGAUCGUUUCUGGGACUGGAGGACGAGGUGGGAUAAGGUGUGGUGGGUGUGGGAGGAGCGAGUGA